Messenger RNA from Synchiropus splendidus (mandarinfish), 2167 nucleotides. RefSeq names its product dihydrouridine synthase 3-like (S. cerevisiae) (gene dus3l). Bases 149 to 2020 code for a protein of 623 amino acids. Gene Ontology annotation, molecular function: flavin adenine dinucleotide binding; tRNA dihydrouridine synthase activity; RNA binding. Gene Ontology annotation, biological process: tRNA processing. The record is from RefSeq and is a predicted model, not a curated record. The transcript is spliced from 16 exons. Lineage: Eukaryota; Metazoa; Chordata; Actinopteri; Syngnathiformes; Callionymidae.
CGGACCAUUACAAACUGUUGCACAGCUACUACACAUGCUGUAGUGUUUUGGAUGUUUCCAGAUUGUACCGUGCGUAUGUGAGGCGAACUGUUGAAAGUGGCCAGGUUUCAGGUAAAUCAAAAGGAAAAGCUCAAGUCGUUCACGUACUAUGGAGAAGACUGAUGGUGAAGAUUUGACCAAAGGAUCGGCCGAGGAAGCAAAAGGGCGAGAUACAACUGUAAAGGGCGAAGCUUCUUUAAAACCUGAAUUCAUCACAACCAAAGACAAAUUCCAUGAGUUUUUAGACUCACAGUGGCUGAGUCAAAAUGGUUGUAAGACAUCAGUGGAGUCAACUAAUGAGGGUGAAGAAGAGGAACCUAAACCUAAAAAGCUCAAACCAGACCCAGAGGAGAACAGGAAGCAUGACAAAAAAUACAGGGGCCAGAAUAAGUCGAGACCACACACAAAGCCAACAACCUAUGAAGAGAAACGACUUUGCCUCUCAGUUCUGCAGGACAAUAAGGAAUGCCGUUUUGGUACCAAAUGCUUCUAUUACCAUGACAUUGGAGAGUAUCUUGCUGUAAAGCCCGCUGACAUUGGCGAUAGUUGCUAUAUAUAUGAGACAUUUGGAAAGUGUCCAUAUAGUCUAACGUGCCGCUUUGCGAAAACACACACUACACCAGAUUUUAAAAACAUGGAGAUAGCUGAUCUAGUCAAAGCCAAUGAAGGACGGACUGUGGUAAAGAACACCCUCGACAAAGAUCUGCAGUUUCAACUGAAAAAGAGACAAGUCAAGUUUGAGAAGUCCACCGAGUUCCUGAAAACGCUCAACGACAACAAAAAUGUUGAUGCUACAGAAGACUCACUCGGAGUGGCAAAUGUGGCUGAGGAAGAUGAGGUGAUACCAGAAAAGGCCGCUCCAGUAAAAACAGUCGGCCCACUGACAGACACAGAUGUUGUCAAACUUCGUGCGUGUGAAAAGAAACAGGUGGAUUUUGCAGACAAGCUCUACCUUGCCCCUCUCACAACGUGUGGAAAUCUGCCCUUCCGUCGUGUUUGCAAGCGUUUUGGAGCAGACAUCACAUGCGGGGAAAUGGCAAUGUGCACAAACCUGCUGCAGGGUCAGCAGUCAGAGUGGGCUUUGCUCAAGAGACAUGAAAGCGAAGAUCUAUUUGGAGUUCAGGUGGAAGGCUGCUUCCCUGACACCAUGACAAAGUGUGCAGAGCUCAUUAACAACAACAUUGAGGUGGACUUUGUGGACAUCAACUCAGGAUGCCCCAUUGACCUGGUCUACAAGAAGGGCGGUGGCUGUGGUUUGAUGACACGUACAAAAAAGUUUGCACAGAUCAUCAAAGGAAUGAACUACGUCUUGGAUGUCCCUCUUACAGUGAAGAUCCGCACUGGUGUUCAGGAGAAGACCAAUAUUGCACACAAACUCAUACCAGAGAUGAAGAAGUGGGGUGUCUCCAUGAUUACAUUGCAUGGUCGCUCCAGGGAGCAGCGCUACACUAAGUUAGCUGACUGGGAUUACAUCUCCACCUGCUCCAAGCUGGCUAGUCCUGUCCCACUUUUUGGUAAUGGAGACAUUCUGUCCUAUGAAGAUGCCAUGAGGGCAAAAGAAACUGGAGUUUCUGGAAUCAUGAUUGCAAGGGGAGCUCUGAUCAAGCCGUGGAUCUUCACCGAGAUAAAGGAGAGCAGACACUGGGAUAUCUCGUCGGCCGAACGGCUGGACAUUCUGAGGGACUUCUCCAACUUCGGCCUGGAGCACUGGGGCUCUGACACCCGGGGAGUGGAAAAGACUCGUACCUUCUUAUUGGAGUGGCUGUCCUUCAUGUGCAGAUAUAUCCCGGUGGGGCUGCUGGAGCGUGUUCCUCUGAAGAUCAACGAGAGGCCACCAUACUACAUGGGCAGGGACUACCUGGAGACGCUGAUGGCCAGUCAAAACGUUGGCGACUGGGUUCGAAUCAGUGAGAUGCUGCUGGGACCUGUUCCAAACAACUUUAACUUCCUGCCUAAGCACAAAGCCAAUUCCUACAAGUGACAGGUUUCGUCUCCUUGCACUCAGAGGUCACACAACCCAGCCCAAAUAAAGGAUUUCUGUUCAAUAAAGACCUCCAAUAUGUUUUUGUUUAACUAUUAAGAGGUGCCAUGGAGUCUCAAUAAAUUUUUUAGCAACUAUGUUUGCUUG